AUGACGACCGCUGAUUUACAUUUUGGUUUUGGAAAGCUGGUGCUUUCUGGAGAUACGAUUGUUAUUCGUGAUCGAGCUGUAGAUGGCCCCCCAGCAUCACGAGUUGUUGUGCUCUCGAACAUCUCUUGUCCCAAGGUUGCAAAGCGUCUUAGCCCCGGUGAAUAUACCUCUGAUGAGCCAUUUGCCUGGCAAGCUCGUGAACUUGUUCGCUCGAAAGUCAUCGGCAGAGAGGUUUACUACACAGUAGACAAUGGCGAGCUAAUUGAACGUGUCUUUGGUAGUAUCUUCAUUAAAGAUGACGGCAAUUUGGUGAAUCUUGCCCAUCUACUUGUUGAAGAAGGGCUUGCCCGUGUAAGACGCAACAUGAGCCCUGCGAUGCUCGAGAGGGGCAAAGUAAAGGAUCUUAUUACUCUUGAAGAAGCUGCACAGUUGAAUAAAAAGGGUAUUUGGUCCGAUUCAUCUGAUGGAGCACCUCGCAAAAUCUGUUGGAACAUACCUGACUCCGCUGAAUUUUUCAAUAAAUUCGGGAAGAAGCAUCUGAGGGGUGUAGUUGAAUAUGUUCGAGAUGGCAGCUCAAUGCAAAUUAUGCUCUUCCCAAUUAAUGGUGACCCUGAAGGUGCUUAUUAUUGUAUCCUGUUGCUUCUUUCGGGUAUUAAAACACCGGGUUCCAAGGGUAGUGCGGGAGAUCGUAUCAAUGAGCCCUUUGCUACUGAGUCCCAAUUUUUUGUUGAGUCGCGGCUGCUCCAGCGUGAAGUAACAGUCAUUUUGGAGUCGGUAAUGAAUAACAACUUCGUUGGAAGUGUCCUACAUCCAAAUGGCAAUAUUGCUCUAUGUCUACUUGAGGAAGGUCUUGCUAAAUGCUUGGAAUGGAACUUGGGUAUAGUUAGUAAGGAAGCUGGUGGUAUGGAAGAGUAUAAGAAAAGAGAACAAAUUGCCAAGAAAAACAGGCGUCUGAUUUGGAGGGAUUUCAAUCCGCCUCAGGUUGCAAAAGGCCAAUCCGGUAAGGAAGGUAAAGCCGAAAAUGAUUCAGCUACUUCCAAUGGGCAGACCGAAUAUUCAGGAACUGUUGUUGAGGUUGGAAAUGGUGAUAAUGUUCUUGUGCGUUGCCAAGAUGGUCAGAUUAGAAAGUUCUUUCUUUCUAGUAUUAGACCUCCUAGGCCUCUAGGUGCUGCUGAAGGUACAAAGCCUCAACAACAACAGGGGCAAUUUAGGCCACUUUAUCAAGUUCCUUGGAUGUACGACGCUCGAGAAUUUCUUCGUAAACGUCUCAUUGGUAAAAACGUGAGAGUUUUUGUUGAUUACAUUCAACCAAAACCUGAGGGUUCCAAUUUGAGUGAACGUGUUUAUGCAACCAUUAUUGAUAACGCAAAUGUUGCUGAAGCGCUUGUAACUCGUGGCCUCGCAACCGUGGUUCGUUAUCGCAAUCAGGCUGAUUCGAGGGCCAGAGAUUACGACGCGCUUUUGAGGGCCGAAGCAACAGCUGAGCAGCGACAAGUCGGUCUGUUUGAUAAGAAAAAGAAAGAACCAAGGGUGCACAAGGUUAUCGAAAUUGGUGAAACCGUCAAACCACAAUCUUACACUCAUACUCUACAAAGGCGAGAAAAUGUUGACGCUUUGGUAGAAUAUGUACUCUCUGUCUCAAAACUUCGAGUGGAGAUCACAGUGGAAAGCCUUCUUUGUUCGAUUUCGCCUUUUGGAAUUGAUAUUCCGUAUGCCAGGAAGGCAUCAAAUCAGCCUAACCCAGAGGAAGACGCCUUUGCGGAUGAAGCGAAGCAAUUCGUUCAUGAUUUGGUCAUGCAUCGAAACGUCACCUUUACAAUGACCUCUAUCAAUAAGCAGGGUACAUUCAUUGGCCAUAUCGGACUCCGUUCGGAAGUAAAAGUCAGCCUCGCUGGUGAUAAGAGAACGAAGAAAGGUGGAAAAUUUAUCUCAAGUAAAAAUCUAAGUGAGGUUCUUGUUGCAAAAGGCUAUGCCACGGUUAGCCGCUAUGUGACCAAUUGGGAGCCAAGCUUUUAUCGCAAACUUGUGGAUGCUGAGGAAUUUGCUAGGCAGCAUAAUCUUGGAAUGUGGUCAUCCAGUACCAUCUUAGCUAAGUGGUCCGAGGGAGUGCUUGCUAAUCAGCAAAAGGAAGUGGAACAAGAAACUCAACAAUCUGAUGGUCUAAUGUUUGUUAGAGACCUUCAGGACGCAUUACCGGAUGAAGCAAUUCUUAAUAAAGCUAAAGCUGAUCGUCAAGCUACUGGUUUUAUGGCGAAAGCUAUCUGGAGAGAAGAUGGUCAGCUGAUUGACCCACCAACUGGCAAGAAUUCGGGAGUUAGAUUCUUUGUGUAUAAGGGAGAUGCGAUUAGCAAACUGAACACUCUUCUAGCACCUCUCAAUUCUCAAGGUUUCCCUAGUCCCGAGGCUGUUUCCAACUUCCAACCUCGAAGGGGUAUGGUUUGUGCCGUAAUGUCUCCACUUAGACGUUGUUGGUGUCGAUCUCGCAUACUUCGUUUGGACCCUAAGUCCUUCACUGUCCUUCUAAUUGACUAUGGUUAUGAAGAGACGAUAAAUAAGAGUGUUGCACAGUUUGCCAGUUUACCUGACAAUCUUAAAAGCGCUCCAGCUCUGGCAACUGAAUAUCGUCUUGCUUACGUUCAGCUACCUAUUGACUCUGAUGAUAGAGUUGCGGCACUUAACCUUCUUCGUGAAAAGACACGGAAUGCUGACAUUCGCUUAUUCCCUACUAAUAAAGGUGUGCCAACGCCCUGUGGUGCUGAUGACAAGCGCCCGGUUCCAAGCGUGAUAGUACAUGUGUACCAAAAUAAGGCUGGUUCUAGUCAAGUUGCCGGUGGGGAUGUCGAAGAUGUUGCUGAAUUUAUGCUUGCGAACGGAUUUGUCUACAUGGAGAACGUCCGCAUGCCUCCAGAUCUUUGCGUAAGUUACUCAGAGGCUGAGGAACUAGCGAGGAAGAAGCGUUAUUUAAUUUGGCACUAUGGAGAUUUCCGUGGUGACGACGACGAAUAA
This is a messenger RNA of Rodentolepis nana, 3006 nucleotides long. The record is from the annotation of a GenBank genome assembly. NCBI's taxonomy places the organism in Eukaryota, Metazoa, Platyhelminthes, Cestoda, Cyclophyllidea, Hymenolepididae.